GGCAACCAUAAAACCAACCCCAACCAGCUGAUUGGCUCGGAGAGCUGUUUAACCCUGCCUGGCUGACGCGCUCUGGUCGCUGCAGGACUCCGGAUGGGAGAGGCGUCAUGGACGUGCAAGUGGCGCCGCUGAGAGCCUGGGACGACUUCAUUCCCGGCCACGACCGCUUCUCUGUACCGGAUUUCAAAGACAUUUCGAAAUGGAACAACCGAGUCGUCAGCAAUUUGCUUUAUUAUCAGACCAAUUACCUGAUGGUGGCCGCUGGUGUGAUCUCCAUCGUGGGAUUUAUGAGCCCACUGAAUAUGAUCCUUGGUGGUGCUGUGGUAGUCCUGGUGUUCACAGGAUUUGUGUGGGCCUCCCACAACAAACAGUUUAUUCGCAAAUUUAAGAAGCAGUAUCCAGCCGCAUUUGUCAUAGCCAUCAUUCUGUCAAGCUAUUUCCUGAUAUCCUUUUUCGGAGGUGUCAUGGUGUUCUUGUUUGGAAUCACGUUUCCUUUGCUGUUGAUGUUUAUUCAUGCUUCCUUGAGGCUUCGGAAUAUAAAGAACAAACUGGAAAAUAAGAUGGAAGUCAUAGGGCUGAAGAAGACUCCAAUGGGUAUCGUUCUGGAUCUUCUUGAACAACAAGAAGAAGGCAUUAACAAACUAGCUGACUACUUGGCUAAAGCGAAGGAAUAAAUCUGCAUGCGUGUGACUCAGUGUUCUUUUGUCUGGGGCAUUGGUUGGUCCUAAGCUAAUUUAUCAAUCUAUGCUGUGGGCUGGAGGUAGGGAAUACACAAGAUGACAAAGAUAAAAUAUAUUAUGUCUUCAGGGCUCUUCUGACCAGGGUGGGGAGGAGACAGUAACCUUUCCAUAACAUGCAAAAAUGCACAGGGUACAAAUGCGUUCAGUAGUUCAUAGCACUUGCUUGUUUUCAGAGAAAUAGUGGGAAGGGAUGCUUUCUUCACAAAAAAAAAACCCUUUCCUGUAUGUGCGUGUUUUUCUGAAGUGUGUAAAUUUAUCUGAUAAUGCGCUAAAUGCAAGCAGUCCAGUUUUCACUGUCUGUCCAACAAAGGCACUAUUACCCAUAUCCAAACCCACCAGGGCUAAAGAAUAUUACUAUUCAAUUAACCUCUUUAAUGGUCUGUGUUUCCAAACAGAGAAAUUGGGGGUGGGGGGCUUGAUUUAACCAUGUAAGGUAAAUUUUGUAAGUUGUGACAAAUGUAGAUCUUUCAAACCAACUUUUUUCCCUGUACCAAAAUUCCAAGUCUGCAUAGAUAACAUCUAGCAUAUAGACAUUUCUUCAGCACAGUUAUGCAGAAUCCAUAGUAAUACUGGGGGGUAGGGUGCUAAUAACAAGAAGAAUGCUGUUUUGCGCAUGCCACAUCUGACUUGUUACAUACAUGCUUUAGUAUAUAUGUAGUGCUGGGACAUAUAGGUAUUUAAAAAUAACUUGGCCAGACUAUGUAUCUGCUGUUUAGUAGAAUUAUGGCUCUUAGGAAGCUUUGGUCACUGUUGAUAUGUUUAUAUAGAUAUAUUUUACAGAAUAAAUGAACUGGAAACUCCUUCCACAGAUUGUCUCUGGUUUUGGUUGCUCAUACUUUAUACUAACAGUGAAGGCUGCUAGACUUUUUCCUUACAGUGGAGGGUGGGGGAAGAUUCAAGGCCACCUCUUUCAAUGUAUUUCACGUAUCUUUAACAUUUUGUCUGAAAGCCAGCUGCAUGAAUUUUAUGCACAGAAACCAUGUUUCUCUUUGCUGUCCUGUUUUUCCCCCCUUUUUUCUGAUGCAUUUGCAUGCAAUGACUAUUUGCAGAUAUCUACACACCAGAGAACUCCUAAUGCAGCUUUUAGCCCUGAUUAGAUUAAUACCUCCUUGCCGCCGCCUCCUUCCCCUUCCCCAGAACUCAGAGUUGCAGCAUUUCAUUCCAUAUAUUCAUUAUUAAAUGGGCAGUAUUUUCCUGAGGAUAUGUUCUCAAUGUAUUCCAGGGUUUUUAGAAAGCCUGUAGAAGUGGACUUGAUUUGUACGUUGUCUUAUUUUAAUUACACGGGAUAGUUCUUCCAACAAAUUUAGCCUGUGGUUUCACUAUAUUGAGAGUUUUUAAAAAUGAAAAAUGGCAAAGAAUAAAACUGAAUAAAUAUGCA
This is a messenger RNA of Heteronotia binoei (common prickly gecko), 2118 nucleotides long. It is a transcript of the gene ARL6IP5, whose product is annotated as ADP ribosylation factor like GTPase 6 interacting protein 5. Lineage: Eukaryota; Metazoa; Chordata; Lepidosauria; Squamata; Gekkonidae. The coding region runs from base 108 to 674 and encodes 188 amino acids. The record is from RefSeq and is a predicted model, not a curated record. Gene Ontology annotation, cellular component: membrane. The transcript is spliced from 3 exons. Gene Ontology annotation, biological process: negative regulation of transport.